ACCAUUUCCCGCCAUUACCAUAUGUAAUAUGAACAACGCAAGAAAAUCUGUUGCCCGAAAUAUUUUAGAAACGUAAUGUAUACCUAAUUUAUUAGCUACUUACUAUGAAUUUCGUAAAAUAUAUAAAUAAUGUUUUACAACUAUUCACGCACAGAUCCUCAAAACCCGAAAACAAUAUCGACCGACGUCUUUUAAGUGAUUUCUGUGACGAAGAUCCAUUAUCAAUGGAUUCAUCGAUUGACAAUUACACAGGCGAUUGGGAUUCAUUAAAAAAAUUUAUGAUUAGAGUAUCUCAACCUUGUCAUGAAAUGAUAGUAUCAUGUUUAUGGGCCAACAACCCUAAAGUUUGUUCAGAAAUAUUCAACCCUUCAUUAACAGACGAAGGUAUAUGUUGUUCAUUCAAUAAAGUAAAACCAGAUUACAUAUUUCGGAACCCAAAAGAUUUAUCAGAUUUAAAUGUUACCUUUCCAAAUCCGUCUGCAAAUUGGACUCCUGAAAAUGGAUACCCACCGAAUACGCCUGCUGAAUAUACACCCUGGAGGCCCUGGGGUGCCGGUAAUCAUUUAGGAUUAACUCUUGUUUUGGAUGCUGAAAUAGAGGAAUAUUAUUGUUCAUCAGAAGUCAGCUAUGGAUUCAAAGUAAUAUUAUAAAUUUAUAGGGUCCGGAUCAAUCUUGUAAAACGAUUCUUUUAUUUUGUAUUUAAAUCAGGGUUAGAAAACACGAAAAAGCCUGGGCUGCUUUUCUGUAUUAAACCCACUCAUUAUUUUGAAAAAAAUCACGUGCUGCUUUUCUGGAUGAAAUAUAAAUUCACUCUAAUUUUUUUUUUUUUACUUGUGUUAAU
Acyrthosiphon pisum (pea aphid) is the source of this 841-nucleotide messenger RNA. Its product is annotated as pickpocket protein 28-like. Gene Ontology annotation, molecular function: sodium channel activity. Gene Ontology annotation, biological process: sodium ion transport. NCBI's taxonomy places the organism in Eukaryota, Metazoa, Arthropoda, Insecta, Hemiptera, Aphididae. Gene Ontology annotation, cellular component: membrane. The transcript has a single exon. The record is from RefSeq and is a predicted model, not a curated record. Bases 105 to 650 code for a protein of 181 amino acids.